Messenger RNA from Volvox carteri f. nagariensis, 1780 nucleotides. RefSeq lists its product as uncharacterized. The record is from RefSeq and is a predicted model, not a curated record. The transcript has 3 exons. Lineage: Eukaryota; Viridiplantae; Chlorophyta; Chlorophyceae; Chlamydomonadales; Volvocaceae. The coding region runs from base 278 to 1780 and encodes 500 amino acids.
CCGCAAGGCAGAGUUUUUGAAGUGAAGAUAGCCGCCGGACACUUGUGCUUGGAAGGAGGGGAUUCCGAUUAGAAUUUUGGACUUCAUCUUCUUGGGCGAUCAGCUUGCUUGACAGACGUGUAUGUGCUGCCUAUCAUAGGAGCUAUUCCAAGCUCUUGAUACACAGAUAGCAGUUCUCCACGUGUCGGAAGAUCGGUGCAGCAGCUGUCAGGGCUUGUUCCUGAAAUAAUGGAAUAUCGAAAUCCAUAAUUUGGGGAAUUUCUAGGUACCUUGAGGGAUGGAGGUUGCUUUUGCGCCGAAGGAAGCAGCAGCAGCACGGCCGGCCACCGGUCCAUCAGUUAGGAGCUCAUUUCUCAGGAUGGCUUGGUGGGAAGGCCUACGUAGGGCGAUUCAUCUGCUGCUUCGAGCUGCUGCAAGGUUUCGUCGCCUGCUGCAAGUCCUGGCGCGCCAACCCGGCACGUUGGUCCGUGCACUUUUCCGUUCACCGGGCUCACUGUUGAACCUUGUGCGGUGGGUCCUUUCCUCAAGACCGGCCCGCCUGCUACUAGCAACAGCGGCAUCGCUAAUCUGCAUAACGCUCCAGUACCAUCGCCCAACCGUUGCCGAUAUUCAACUGUCGUCCUCCUUGUCUCUCCUGUUCGGGAUGUUCAGGUUGCAGGGAUCCCUUGCCGUGCAGCUGGGGCCUCCGGAAUCCCGCAACUCCAGAAGCGAGGAUCCCAACAUCCGGGUGCAACAGCAGCAGCACGGCGGCGACGAGCUGCGAAUUAACUGCCCCAAGGACCUCAAGGAGUCUAUCGUGCGAUUCCUGGAGUCCCAGGCGACAAGAAACAGCAUCAACCACCUAACCGCCGCUACAGCCGCUGCCACCGCCCAGAGCCCCACCACUGCGGCGGCCGCUGCUACCGGCACCGCCGGCCAACAGCAGCGGCAGCAGCAUCUUUGCAGUCCACCUAAGCACCACCGUCAGCAGCAGCAGGUGGAGGUGGAGCAGCAGCGGCCGUACGUGACCGAGGUGGAGGAGGCCGCGCUGCGGAGUACCGUGAAGUAUCCCCCUGGAGGAUUCACCCUUCCAGAGGUUGCUGAUGUGCCGAGGAAUCCAUGGGAGGCGGUUGCCGAUGGUGCUGCCGCCGUCCCGGCGACAGCGGAUCCCGCCGUUGUCGAAGCAGAUGAAGACGCCGGAAGCUACAGCUCCGCGGAUAGCACCGCUGGCGGGGGCUGUGGUUUUGAGAGCUGCUGCUCUGACUCCUUUCCUGUAGGAGCGCCAGCGGCGGGCCUGCCGGUGGCAACCCGUACUACGCACGGCACCGCGGCAGCACCGGUGCUAUCGUCUGUGGAUGCGCUGCUGCCGUCGACACCGCCGCUAGGGUGUUCUCCGGCGGCCAAUGUGGCUGGUGGUUCCGGAAUCGGAGCCGCUGAAUGCCAGGAGAAGGGCCCCAUGGACCGGUCCGAGUUCCGCUCCCUCAUGUCGUAUGCGUCGUCAUACAAGUCGUCGGUUGCGGCCCGGCCGAACUCUCCGCGGCGGGAGCUUGCGAGCCACGGGUUGCCUGUAGCAUUCGACGGGGUGGACUCGCAGGAGGCCAGGGCCGCGGCGAUGGUACCAGUGGCCGGGCCCGCAUCUGCAGCGCCGGCUUGUGGUAAUGACGGGAGUGGUGGCGUCAGUGGUGGUGGCUGUGUUACCCUCCAUAAGAGUCCCGAAAGCAUUCUGGGUCUUCAAAACCUGGGUCUGGAGGGCUGGGUUGAGAGUCAUCGUCGCUGGGAGAGCCGUUACCUGGAGGACUGA